AUGAAGUACACCACCGCCGUCAUCGUCGCCCUUGCUGCGUCUUCCAACGCCGCUGUCUGCAAUUACGGAUGGGGCAAGCCGGCGGGAUCAACAUGCCCUGGAGUCUACGUUUUUGAAGCCUUGAAUUUGUCCUUUGCUCACCACAUCCACAGUGUCAAGAGGGCGAGAACAUCAAAACAUCCAGCGACUUUCCAGUUCCCCGAAUUUGUUCGUAUCCUGGCAACGGACGUCCAGUUUUACAAUCGUGCCUUGGAGGAAGAGGUUUUGUCGAAUGUGUAG
Colletotrichum acutatum is the source of this 279-nucleotide messenger RNA. RefSeq lists its product as uncharacterized. The record is from RefSeq and is a predicted model, not a curated record. Bases 1 to 279 code for a protein of 92 amino acids. NCBI's taxonomy places the organism in Eukaryota, Fungi, Ascomycota, Sordariomycetes, Glomerellales, Glomerellaceae. The transcript has 3 exons.